Aspergillus japonicus CBS 114.51 is the source of this 2097-nucleotide messenger RNA. RefSeq lists its product as uncharacterized. Gene Ontology annotation, molecular function: FAD binding. The transcript is spliced from 5 exons. The record is from RefSeq and is a predicted model, not a curated record. Lineage: Eukaryota; Fungi; Ascomycota; Eurotiomycetes; Eurotiales; Aspergillaceae. Bases 13 to 1992 code for a protein of 659 amino acids.
GCCAAUCGCGCCAUGCCGCUCUUCACCGAAAAUGCCUCUAGCUGGCGUGACCUUAGGGUCCUGCCGUCGUUGGCUCCCCCACUGCCUCGCUUGGCACCGGCAUUCGUACCUUCUACGCCGAAUGAUGUGGAACGAUAUGAAGUACUCAUUGUCGGAGCCGGACCCGCCGGGCUGAUGCUCCAAUUACUCCUCGCAAGGUACGGCUUAACUGACGAGUCUCUUCUAUGCAUCGACUCGAAGCCGAGCACCCUCAAGUCCGGCCAGGCCGACGGAGUCCAGCCCCGCACAUUGGAGGUCUUCAAGACCCUGGGAAUCUCCGAGGAGAUCGAGCGAGAGGCGUGCCAGAUGUGGGAGUUUGCCUUCUGGAACCAGGCGGAGAGCCCCGGCGGCAGCCACAACAUCAUCCAGCGACAGACCGUCGUACCGCAGGUGAUCCCGCCGGCCCGGUUCCCGUACGAAGCCACCAUCCACCAGGGCCGCAUCGAGCGCAUCAUGGACCAGGACCUGCUGCGCUACUCGCGGCGCGGGGUGCUGCGGAACACCAAGCUCGUGUCCCUGCGGAUCGAUGAGCAAGGCGACGCGGAGUUUCCCGUGCUGGUGGAGAUCGAGGUCGAUGGCACCCAGCGACGGACUCUUCGCACGAAGCACCUGGUCGGGGCGGACGGGGCGCAUUCGAUGGUCCGCAAGGCCGUCGGGCUGCAGCUCGAAGGCCAGUCGCUCGACCACAUCUGGGGCGUGGUGGAUCUCGUGGUCGACACGGAUUUCCCGGACAUCCGCCGGCGUUGUGCGAUUCACUCCCGGGCCGGUUCCGUCAUGGUCAUCCCCCGCGAGCGCAUCUGUACCGGUGAGUACAUCACUCGCAUCUAUGUGCACGUUCCGGGCCUCGUGGACCCCGAGGGAAAGGAUGCGGAUGCGGACCUGGGGAAGGAUGCAAGGGGCAGACGGUCGCAGGUGACGCUAGAAGGGAUCUUGAAGCAGAUCGAAGACGUGUUCCAACCCUACUAUAUCCGGCCCAAGAGGGACGAUGCGGUUGAUUGGUGGGCUGCGUACCAGAUCGGGCAGAGGGUCUGUCCUGAGUUUAUUGUGAAGGAUAAGACUGGGGUUGGUAGGGUGUUUAUCGUUGGUGACGCGUGCCAUACACACAGCCCGAAGGCCGGCCAAGGCAUGAAUGUAUCAAUGAUGGACUCAUAUAACCUAGCAUGGAAGCUCGCUUACCACGUCAACGGACUCACACCGUCUACAUCAGGGAAUACGCUACUCGACACAUACAACAUCGAACGCCACGCCAACGCCCAGCAACUGAUCGACUUCGACAGAAAGUUCUCUACCGGCUUUUCAGAUAAAGUGGGCACGGCUGAUUCCAAGUCCGGAAUUUCUCACGCCGAAUUUGUCGACAUGUUCAGCACCGGCUGUGAGUUUACCAGCGGCUGCGGCGUCGAGUAUGUGGAGAGCCUGGCCGUCGACCGGACGCCUUCGCCUGGCACCGCGAAGCCCGUCGUCAGCGGCCAUGACUACCUCUCCGGCAUUCUCCGGCCUGGGCGCCGCUUACUCAAUGUCAAGCUGAAGCGAUUUGCGGAUGGAGCGCACCGGGAUAUCCAUGACGACUUAGCAUCUACCGGGCGCUUUCGCAUCCUGUCACUCCUCUCCGUCGACCUACUGACUCCGAACGGCGUAUCCGCAACUGCGCUGAAGGACGUGGCGGGCCUGAUUCAGCAAUUUCCCCCGUCGCUGCUCGAGCAGAUUGUCUUGCAUCCCGAGUUACCUGGUGCGGUAUCCUGGACCAAUAUUCCGGCGUGUGUAAAGAAGCACGCGGAGAUGUCAUUUUAUAGUGGCUAUGAGGUGGCUGAUGCGUAUGGGAUCUACGGCGUUGAUCCCGCGCAUGGUGCACUCGUGGUUGUGCGGCCGGAUGGGUAUGUGGGCAUGGUUGCGUCCUUGGGCGAGGUUGCUCGGGUUGAUGGGUAUUUGGGUGGGAUUCUGGCGCGCGUGGCUUAGGUGACUUUCUUCAUUGGAGAUGAUAUGUUUCGGUGUAUUGUUGUCGACGGGAUUAAGGACAUGCCCGCAAGUUAGAUACGUCUUGUCCCCACUGCCUGCUUGCGG